AUGGCCCUGGUGGCUUGGGGCCUGGAUCCGCCCCUGCCUGUGGACGUGCUGCUUCACAGGAUGCCGGAUCUGGGCUGCGUGCCUGAUGCAUUCUCACGUAACACAGUUCUCAAGGGCUUAUGCGAUGAUAGAAGAAGUGAGAAGCCUGACAUUGUCACAUUCAACUCAUUGAUUGAUGGAUACUGCUUAGUUAGCAAGAUGCAGAAAGCAUCCAGAUUCCAGAGUAUGACAGCUAAACCGGAUACUCUUACUUAUGGGAUGGUACUGGAUGGGUUAUUUAAGGCUGGUAGAAUUGUUGGUGCAAAGAAAAUGUUCCGUGAGAUGAUCAAAAGUGGAGUGAGGUUCUCCAUUGGUACAUACAAUAUAAUUCUCGGCGGGCUUUGCAAAAAUAGUUGUGGAAAUGAAGCAAUCAUGCUGUUCGAGAAAUUGCAAGCAAUGAAUCUUAAGUUUGAUAUUGUAACUCACAUUAUAAUAAUUGAUGCAAUAUUUAAUGUUGGGAGAAUAGAGCAAGCUAAGAAUUUGUUUGCUGCAAUACCAGCCAAAGGAUUGGCGGUUGACACCGAGCCCGACGACGAUCCUUUUGUCAGAUGGGAGGAUUCUGAGCUGGAGCAGAUUCUUUCAGAUUAG
Lolium perenne is the source of this 627-nucleotide messenger RNA. Lineage: Eukaryota; Viridiplantae; Streptophyta; Magnoliopsida; Poales; Poaceae. The record is from RefSeq and is a predicted model, not a curated record.